ACCCGCUAGAAGUUCGCCGCAGAGGAUGAGGGCGGCGAUCACGUCCAUCGCGUCUCGUGGCGCGAAACCGGCCAAUAAAUGCUGUUUGGAGGCCCACGUGAGUGGGGCUGUGGGAGGAAGAAAGGCUAGCGGGCGUUGGCCAUAUGUGGGUGUCCUGAGGCAGUUUUUCAGUUCUUUCAUUUACCAAAGUGACAUGCACCUACUAGGUGCCAGGUGUUUAGACGUACCCUCUGCAAAAUCAGUGUAGUCCUCUGUACGUAAAGUUUCCAACCAAGAAUUGCCACUGCACCUGAGAUAAGGGGGAUCCUGGCCAUUAAGGAAACCUUGCCUUCGAAACUGAGCCGUGAGGAACUAUACAAAAUGGGAAAUUGGGACAAAUCCCAGUGGCUCAUGACACUAAGUAAAAUUACGAACUCACUGAGCUGGAAGUCAUUCAACGGGAAUUGAAUAGGUAACUGCACUUUUGUGAGUUUAUAAAUAUACCACGGAGGGUAACGAAGCUACAGAAGAAUGGAAGAAGACAGCCUGGAAGACUCAAACCUUCCUCCGCAAGUUUGGCAUUCCGAGAUGACGGUGUCAGUGACAGGCGAACCACCGAGUGCCGUAGAAGAAGAAGGAACACCUAAAGAGACGGACGUAGAAAUCAUCCCAGAAAUCCCAGAAAUCCUAGAGCCACUGUCCCUUCCAGAUGUGCUGAGGAUCUCGGCAGUUCUGGAGGACACCACAGACCAGCUCUCUAUUCUGAACUACAUCAUGCCUGUUCAGUACGAAGGGAGACAGAGCACCUGCGUGAAAAGCAGAGAAAUGAAUCUAGAAGGAACGAAUCUAGACAAACUUCCAAUGGCCUCAACAAUCACAAAAAUACCCAGUCCAUUAAUAACUGAGGAAGGACCCAACUUGCCAGAAAUCAGACACAGAGGCCGGUUUGCUGUGGAGUUUAACAAAAUGCAGGAUCUUAUCUUCAAAAAACCUACAAGGCAGACCAUCAUGACUACGGAGACACUGAAGAAAAUUCAGAUUGAUAGGCAGUUUUUCAGCGAUGUGAUUGCAGAUACCAUUAAGGAGUUGCAAGAUUCGGCCACUUACAACAGUCUCCUGCAAGCUUUGAGCAAAGAGAGGGAAAACAAAAUGCAUUUCUAUGACGUCAUCGCCAGGGAGGAAAAAGGAAGAAAACAGAUAAUAUCACUUCAAAAACAGCUAAUUAAUGUCAAAAAGGAAUGGCAAUUUGAAGUCCAGAGUCAGAAUGAGUAUAUUGCUAACCUCAAGGACCAACUGCAAGAGAUGAAGGCAAAAUCCAACUUGGAGAAUCGCUACAUGAAAACCAAUACCGAGCUGCAGAUUGCCCAGACCCAGAAAAAGUGUAACAGAACAGAGGAACUCUUGCUGGAAGAGAUUGAGAAACUAAGGAUGAAAACCGAAGAAGAGGCCCGGAUUCAUACGGAGAUUGAAAUGUUCCUUAGAAAGGAGCAGCAGAAACUUGAGGAGAGGCUAGAGUUCUGGAUGGAGAAAUAUGAUAAGGACACAGAAAUGAAACAGAAUGAACUAAAUGCUCUCAAAGCCGCAAAGGCCAGUGACUUAGCACACCUUCAAGACCUGGCAAAGAUGAUAAGAGAGUAUGAACAGGUCAUCAUUGAAGAUCGUAUAGAAAAGGAGAGGAGCAAGAAGAAGGUAGAACAGGAUCUCUUGGAAUUAAAGAGUGUUAUAAAGCUCCAGGCCUGGUGGCGAGGCACUAUGAUACGGAGAGAAAUUGGUGGUUUCAGGAUGCCCAAAGACAAAGUUGAUAGCAAGGAUUCAAAAGGCAAAGGUAAAGGCAAGGAUAAGAGGAGAGGCAAGAAGAAGUGACCAAGUUCUCUUCUGUGUUUUCCGCUGGUAUUCUGGAGGGGGAAGGACUUGGAGAGAGUUAAGAAACACCUGGUACCUCAAAGAUGACUCAUCUACAGGUUGUUUCCUAUUGAGACUUUCCCAGGGAAGCCUGAUUUCACUCGGGCUGUUAAUUUCACUUGGCCUGUUAAUUUCACUCUGCCUGUUAGGUGGGUUUUCAAACCCUGAUUUAGGAUUAUACCAUUGACUUAGGGCUUCCUCAUACCUUUUUGGGAAGAAGUUUCUGGUAGUCCUGUGAAGAUUCAUUCUUCUUGCUCUUUCUCAGCAGAACAAAGGAGUUCAUUGGCUUAGUUACAGUGAUGCAUUAAAACUUCAGUAAUUCCUGUAAUGUCUGAUUCUGAUUUUACCCAAUUUGUCUGUAGUGAAAAAACUCUUAUGAGCAAAAGUAUUCAGUAGGAAUUAUAAUAUGAUGUUAUUAGCUGUCCAGCAUAAUAUAUACACAGCUAAGUUUUAAUAAAUGUUGGUUCCUGCCUGCCUUUUAGAUUUA
Messenger RNA from Pongo pygmaeus (Bornean orangutan), 2368 nucleotides. RefSeq names its product dynein regulatory complex subunit 9 (gene DRC9). Gene Ontology annotation, molecular function: protein binding. The transcript is spliced from 12 exons. Lineage: Eukaryota; Metazoa; Chordata; Mammalia; Primates; Hominidae. Gene Ontology annotation, biological process: cilium organization; sperm axoneme assembly. Bases 511 to 1842 code for a protein of 443 amino acids. Gene Ontology annotation, cellular component: cytoplasm; sperm flagellum. The record is from RefSeq and is a predicted model, not a curated record.